Melanotaenia boesemani (Boeseman's rainbowfish) is the source of this 11442-nucleotide messenger RNA. Its product is annotated as vacuolar protein sorting-associated protein 13C-like. NCBI's taxonomy places the organism in Eukaryota, Metazoa, Chordata, Actinopteri, Atheriniformes, Melanotaeniidae. The record is from RefSeq and is a predicted model, not a curated record. Gene Ontology annotation, cellular component: extrinsic component of membrane. Gene Ontology annotation, biological process: protein retention in Golgi apparatus; mitochondrion organization; protein targeting to vacuole.
CAUCCCUAAUCGAUCCCAGACCUCACCAAUCCUGUGAACCGGAACUAAGGUGCAGAUCAUCGGUGACCCUAAGCGGGUCGUUCCCUGAUCUUUCAGCCAUGGUCUUCGAGUCUUUGGUCAGCGACCUGCUAAACAGGUUCAUCGGGGACUAUGUGGAGAAUUUGGACAAGUCUCAGCUGAAGAUCGGUAUCUGGGGAGGAAAUGUGGUCCUGGAGAACCUGAAGGUCAGGGAAAAUGCUCUGAACGACCUGGAUGUUCCGUUCAAGGUGAAGGCUGGACAGAUUGGAAAACUCACCCUGAAGAUCCCCUGGAAGAACCUUUACAGUGACGCCGUCGUCGCCACGUUGGACGGGCUCUACCUGCUGGUGGUUCCUGGAGCAAAGAUAAAGUACGAUGCGGCGAAGGAGGAGCGGUACCAGCAGGAGACCAAGCAGAAGGAGCUCCAGCGGAUCGAGGAGGCGCUGCAGACAGCUGUGCGCAGAGAAAAACCUCAGGAGGAGAAAAAGGACACGUUCAUGGAGAAACUGGCAACUCAGGUGAUUAAAAACCUGCAGGUGAAGAUCAGCAGCAUCCACCUGCGCUACGAGGAUGAUCUGUCAGACCCCCAGCGGCCCAUCUCCAUGGGAAUAACGCUGUCAGAGAUCAGCCUUCAGACCACUGAUGAAAACUGGAAGUCAUGUUUCCUAAACGAAGCUGCAAAGAUCAUCUAUAAGCUCGGCCGCCUGGACUGUCUCUGCGCCUACUGGAAUGUCAACAGUCCGGUUUUCUACAAACAGUCAUGGCAGGAAGUUGUGGAUCAGUUGAAGUUUGGAAUCAGCACUAAGGACCAGGAGCUUCCUGACUAUCACUACAUUUUCAGGCCGAUCUUUGCAUCGGCUAAAAUGUGCAUCAACCCCAGCGCAGAGCUGGAAAUGAAGUCUCCGAAGGCAACACUUCACCUCGAGGUCCAGAACAUUGGCAUCGAGAUCACCAAACCACAGUACCUGACCAUGGUGGAGCUGCUGGAGUCCAUUGAUUGCAUGGUGAAAAACGCCCCCUACAGGAAAUUCAGACCCGAUGUCCCCGUCCACCGAAACGCUAAACUCUGGUGGAGGUAUGGCUUCAACAGCAUCAUGGAGGUCCACAUCCGCCGCUUCAAUCGCAUGUGGUCCUGGUCCAACAUCAGGCAACACCGGGAGAACCUGAAAGCCUACAAAACCGCCUACAAGACCAAGCUACUGAUCCAGAGCAAGCCAGGCCUGGACAACGAGCUCCACAUCCAGGAUCUGGAGAAAGUUCUGGAUGUGUUCAACAUUACCUUGGGUCGGCAGCAGGCCCAGAUGGAGGUGAUCCGAUCAGGACAGAAGGUGGGUGGGAAGAAGUCGGGUGGCCAGAAGACAGGGGGGGGCUUCUUCAGCGGCUGGUUUGGAAGGAAGAUGAAGAAGGAGGAGCAGGAGCAAGAGGAGAGCCAGGAAUUUGAGAGUUCAGGUCUGGACCAGAUUAUGACUCCUGAGGAGAAGGAGAAACUCUAUACAGCCAUUGGCUACAGCGGCAGCUCCCACAACCUGACUUUACCCCGACAGUACGUUGUCGUGGUCGUCACCUUCCAGCUGCUGAAAACUUCGGUGACGGUCAGAGAGCAUCACAAAGUCCCAGAGAUCCUGAAGGUCCAGAUGAUCAACCUCAGCACCAAAAUCUGUCAGAGACCUGGAGCCCAGGCUGUCAGGGUAGAGGCGGCGUUGGAGCACUGGUACGUCACUGGGCUGCAGCAGCAGGGCGCGGUGCCCUCGCUCAUCGCCUCGGUGGGGGAUUCGUCAUCGUCUCUGUUAAGUGUAGUCUUUGAGCUGAACCCGGAGGAGAGCAGCGCCGACCAGCUGCUCAGAGUCCAUUCUCAGCCCGUGGAGAUCAUCUAUGAUGCGGUGACGGUCAACAGUCUGGUGGACUUCUUUAAGACGGGGAAAGGUGUGGACCUUGAGGUCCUGACCUCGGCAACACUGUCAAAACUGGAGGAGAUCAAAGAGAAAACUGCUACAGGUUUGUCUCACAUCAUUGAGACCAGAAAAGUCCUGGACCUGGUGAUUGACCUGAAACCGUCCUACCUGCUGGUCCCAAAGUCGGGUUUCUACAGUAACACAUCGGAACUUAUAAUCGUGGACUUUGGCAGCUUCCGGCUGCAUAGUGUUGAGCAGAGUGGCCUCGGUUCAUCUUCUACAUCCUUUUCAUCCCUGGAUGAGAUCAUGGACAGAGCCUAUGACAGAUACAACGUGGAGCUGAGGAGUGUCCAGGUUCUGUACACCAAGUCAGGUGAGGCCUGGAAGUCUGCUCGGGUGCAGGCUGCAUCCGUUCAACAUAUCCUCCAACCCAUGGACUUCACCCUUCACCUGGCCAAGUGUAUGGUGGAGAAGGAUGCCAGGAUGCCCAGGUUCAAGGUGUCUGGUGAACUUCCCCUGCUGUACGUUAAAAUCUCCGACCAGAAAAUCCAGAAUGUUCUGGAACUGUUUGACAGCAUUCCUCUGCCCAUGAUGGACACCACCCCACCGCCCCCCACAGAGAAGGUUUUGUUGCUGGCUGAUGCCGGUCGGCCGAUACCCAGCAUCCAUCCUGGUCUCCUUGAUGCCCUGGAAACAGAUUCAGAAGAUGACACCAGCGAACCGUCUACAGAUGAGGACCAUCAGCUCUCAGCUUUGGAGGAACUCACCAACGUUCAGCUGAAGUUUGAAGUCGGAGAGGUGCUGCUGGAGUUGACCCGACAGGAAGACCAGGAGAAGACUGUUUUGGUCUUCAGCAUCUUCCAGCUGGGGGCAGAAGGAAAGACCCGAAGCUAUGACAUGAGCGUCACCUCCUACCUCAGAGGAAUCAGACUAGACUACUGUGAUGGACCAGGUGGCACGACUCAUCCUCUUCAUCUGAUCAGCUCCUCAGAGCAGCAAGACGCCAACCUGCUGAAGGUGGAGUUCAUCAAGGCCGACCCGAGUGGUCAGAGCUUUGAGACCCAGUUCAGCAACACAGAGCAGACCCUGAAGGUGGAGUUUUCCUCUCUGGACUUCCUCCUUCACACCAACGCUCUGCUGUCGACCAUUAACUUCUUGAACACCGCCAUGCCGCCUCGGCUCAGCGCCACGCGGAGCCAAGAGGCCAAACAGUGCGUGGAAUUGACUGGACGGAGCCGGACAGCCUCUAAAGAUGAGAAGGACAGCGGCGUCUUCAGCUUCAGACUGUUCGCAGUGUUGGACUGUUUCCACGUUAAGGUGUGCGACAACCACCGCAACAUUGCCAACAUCAGAGUUCAAGGAAUCAAUGCUUCAGUGUCGGUACAGGCGAAACAGACGGAGGUGUUUGCUCGACUCAGAGAUGUUGUGGUGACCGACACCAUGGCUACCCUCCACAGGAAGGCUGUCUCCAUCAUGAGUGAGGAAGUGUUCAGUUUCAGUCUCUCCUUGUUUCCGGGGGCAACGAAGGAACAGGGAUACAGCGACAUGACGAAGGUUGACGGGAAGUUGAAGCUGCGACUCGGAUGCAUAAAGAUCGUCUACAUGCAUAAGUUCCUCAUGUCCCUGCUGACAUUUGUCGACAACUUCCAGACGGCUAAAGAAGCUCUGAGCGCCGCCACGGCUCAGGCGGCAGAAAAGGCGGCGUCCAGCGUCAGAAACUUCGCCCAGAGGAGUUUCCGUCUGGCCAUGGACAUCAAGCUGAAGGCUCCCCUCAUCAUCAUCCCUCAGUCCUCCACCUCCCACAAUGCAGUGGUGGUCGAUUUGGGUCUCAUCACAGUGGAAAACGGCUUCUCGCUGAUGUCGGCUGAAGGGUUCCUGCUACCAGCUGUGGUGGAGAAGAUGGACGUAAAGCUGACACAGCUGAAGCUGUCCAGGAUCAUGCUGAAAGAGUCCUCGGAGCCAGAUGUCCAGAUCCUUCAGCCAAUCAACUUAAAGCUGUUCAUAACCAGAAACCUGGCUGCUUCCUGGUUUUCCAAGAUCCCCGGGGUCCAGGUCCAGGGAGUCCUCCGGUCCCUCACUAUGAGUCUGGGUGAGGAAGACCUCGGUGUGCUGAUGAAGAUUGUACUGGAGAAUAUCGGUGAAGAACCUAGAGUGGACAUGAGAAGUCAGGUGACCAAAGAGAGGGCGGAGCUUGCUGAGCAGCUGGAGGCGGAGCCAGCACAAUCAGAAUCUGACAGUGUGCCGGCCGGCCUCAGCAGAGACCUCGAUGAAAACAUCGUAAAUAUUCUGCUUGAGUUUGAAGUCAAAGAGGUGGUGCUGACCGUGAAGAAGUCCAGGGAUGAGACAGAGUCGCCGUUCCUGCUCUUCCAGGUUGCUCACCUGGGCAUCAACACUGAAGUCAGGAAGUAUGACAUGUUCGCCACCACGUAUGUUAACAAGGUGUCCUUGAAGUGUCCAGAGUUCAAAGACUCUAAUGGACAGCCGCUGUGUCUCGUCCACUCUUCAGCAGAUUCUGGAGCCGAGCUGCUUAAAGUCCAGUACUGCAGGGCUGACCGCAGGAGCCCAGCCUUCUCCACCAUGUUCAGGAACACGGAGCAGACCAUGAAUGUAACCUUCACCUCCCUGGAUGUCAUGCUCCACACUGAGGCUCUUCUGUCAACCAUUAGCUUCCUGUCCACAGCACUGUCCUUUGGCAAUGUGCCGUCUCCAGAGUCCAGCAUCCAUCCAAAGAUGGAGGACAAGACUGUUUCUCCCAGAUCUAGUUGGCUCCAGAACCGGUUAGCCACACAUGAAACCUCCAUCUGGGUCCAAACUCCUGAUUGUUCCUCCACAGCUGCACUGGUUUCACCCGCAGACUGUGAUGUCAUCGACCUGAAAGUGAUGAUGACACUUGGAGCCUUCAACGUUCUGGUGUGUGACCAGUCCUCCAAUAUGGCCGACAUCAAAGUUCGAGGUUUCACCGGCUCUUUGCUGAUGAAUGGACCCCAGACCCACAUAUCCGGCCGCCUACGAGAUAUUGUUGUCCUGAAUGUUGAUCCCAAAAGCUUUCACCAGAAGGCCAUUUCCAUCGUGGGAGACGAGGUGUUCAGUUUCGCCAUGAGUCUGACUCCCAACGCCACAGAGGGUGUCAGCUAUGUGGACACGUCCAGAACCGAUGGCAGAGUAAAGCUGAAUGUAGGCUGCAUCCGAGUGGUUUACCUGCACAAGUUUGCCAUGUCUCUUCUGAAUUUCACCAACAACUUCCAGACGGCUAAAGAAGCUCUGAGCGCCGCCACGGCUCAGGCGGCAGAAAAGGCGGCGUCCAGAGUCAGAAACUUCGCCCAGAGGAGUUUCCGUCUGGCCAUGGACAUCAGGCUGAAGGCUCCCCUCAUCAUCAUCCCUCAGUCCUCCACCUCCCAUGAUGCACUUGUGAUGGACCUAGGUCUGAUCACAGUGGCAAACAGCUUCUCCCUGCUGCCGGUCGAAGGGCGUCCACUGCCUGCGGUCUUCGACAACAUGGCUGUACAGCUGACGGAACUAAAGCUGUCCAGGACUACUUUGGACCCAGACUCGGACCGAGCCAACAUUGAGCUCUUGGAACCAGUCAACCUGCACCUCGAUAUUAAGAGGAACCUGUCGACUUCCUGGUACAAGAAGACAGUUGCUGUGGAGAUCAAUGGAGACCUGAAACCAAUGAAGCUGGAGCUCAGUCAAGAUGACCUCAGCAUUCUGCUCAGGAUCCUGAUGGAUAAUCUGGGUGAAGCUGGCGGUCCAGAUCCCCUGGCACCUAGACAAGAGGUCGGCCUACAAGUCAAAGUGGUCCAACGUCCCCCAACAGGUAAAUCUGACAUACCAUCUGAGAGCCAUGAUGAAGAGGAGGAUGAUGCUCUGGAGACCUUGAAGUUCAACUUUAGCAUUGACUCUCUGGGGCUGGUUCUGUACCACAAUGACCCCAAACAGUUGGACCUCCAGCACCAGCAGAAACUCAGACUCGGAGAGUUUGCCCUUCACCUGCUUAAAGCUUCGGGAAAGAUUCUGAACAACGGCAGCAUGGAGGUGAACAUGGUUCUGACCGCCUGCACUCUGGAUGACCUAAGGACCGGCAUGGACAGGGUGACGUCACGAAUGGUCAGGUGUAAAGAAGACAGCUCAGAGGCCAUGAUUGACGUGACAUACCGGCAGGAUGCUGCAGAACAGGAAGUGGUGGCUGUUCUGCAGAAACUUUAUGUCUGUGCAAGCAUGGAGUUUCUGAUGGCCGUCGCAGAUUUCUUCCUGCAGGCGCUGCCGCAGAGUUCCUCUCCGGUCACGUCCACGGCACCGAGUGGCAGACUGCCACUGAGACCAACCGCAGAACUGCGAGCUGAUGUCAAGACUGCCUCCAGGGUGAGGACUCGUCUGCGGGUAGUGAUCCUGGACCCGGAGGUGGUGUUUGUUGCCAGCCUGAUGAAGGCCGACGCCCCCGCCCUCGUGGCUUUGUUUCAGUGUGACUUCACUUUGCUGACAGAGGAGGAUGCUUCCCAGAACAUGAGAGCCAACGUGAGGGAGCUAAAAGUGCUCGCCUGCACCUUCAUCCGAAAGGAGCAGGACAAGACCCUCACCACCGUGCUCAAACCCUGCUCUGUUGCCUUGGAAACCAGAACACACCCCCACCAACCCCUCAGAGGCUGUGUGACGGUAGAGGAGGUCAUUGUGAAGAUCUCUCCAGUCAUCCUCAACACGGUGAUGACCAUAACGGCAGCCAUGAUGGCGAAACCACAAGAUGAGAAGAUUCAGGAGCCGAAGCCUAACGUUGGUGACCUGUGGUCAGUCAUGAACAUCUACAGCUCUAACUUCUGGUUUCUCGGGGUGGACCAGGCCACCGAGAUGACAGAGAGCUUCAGAGAGCCAGAUGGACGGAACGAAGGCGAGAGUUUCACAGCUGAAGUGAAGGUGGUCCAAGUAACUCUGGAGUCUGGUUUGGGUCAUCGGACUGUUCCUCUUCUGCUUGCUGAGUCCUCCCUCAAUGGACUGGCCAAAAACUGGUCUUCUCUGCUCCAGCUGAAGGCCGACAUAACGUUGGAGGUGCACUACUUUAACGAGACCCAUGGGGUGUGGGAACCUCUGAUCGAACGAAUCGAUGGUGGCCAGCGCAGGUGGAACCUGGAGCUUGAGAUCAAGAACAAUCCGGUUCUGGACAAGAGUCCGGUUCAUGGGGAUGACUUCAUAAUCCUUCCCGAACCUUGUACAGCCAUCAGUAUCUGCUCCAAAGACACCAUGAACAUCACUGUCUCCAAGAGCAGCCUGAAUGUCUUCAACAACCUUGCCAAGGUGUUCUCAGAUGGCACCGCCUCCACCUUUAAUUAUACUUUGAAGGAGAAGGCUCCCUUCACCAUCAGAAACUCUCUGGGGAUUCCUCUAAUCGUGCAGCACAGUGCCAAUUUGCGGCCAGUUGGAUCUCCAGCACACGGAAAACUCCACGAGCUGUCAGUAGAUCAGAGUAUGGACCUGGAUCACGCCAUGUUCAACGCAUCGUCCAGAGGAAAGCUUUCAGCUCUGCAGCGUCAGGGGAGCUGCCUCUUCCACAUCACCAUUGUUCCAACAGGAUACAGUGAGAUCUCCAAUGUGGCCAUGGACCGGCCCGGCCGGCGUCUUUACAACAUCCGUAGUCCGAUGCUGCGGGAAGCGGUUUCUGUGUUGCUGCAGAUCGAUGCUGCCGAAGGCAACAAGGUCAUCACGGUCCGCUCGCCUCUGCAGAUAAAAAAUCAUUUCUCGGUGCCGUUCACCAUCCUGAAGUACUGUCCAGAGUCCAGAAGUCUGCAGAACAUUGGAGAGUCCCAACCUGAGAAAGAGUUUCAUGUUGACUUAGAAACAUACAGAUGUCAGCUGUUUGUACGUCCAGCCGGCCAGCUGGACAGUCAGUACGGUCCGUCCUCCACCUGCAUGUCCUGGAAGGAGCAGGUGCACCUCAGCUCAGAGGUCCGUUCGGUUCUGCAGUGUCCUGCGUUGGACUCUGCCAUGCUGCCGCUGAUGGUCAGCACACUCGCUGUCCCCGACGCCCUGCAGCACAUCACCAGCCACGGUGAGCAGGACUGGGACCCAGCCUACGUCAUCCAUCUCCACCCUGUGGCCACGCUGCGCAACCUGCUGCCCUAUGUGGUCCACUACAUGAUGGAGAGCUCAGCGGACUUCUAUGAGCUUCAGGAAGGCAGCACAUCGGACCUGCUGAACGCUCGUGCCUCAGGUGAGAUCAUGUCAUUGGUUCUGAUGAGGUAUCAGGGUCGCGACUGGCAUGGACACGUUCAGAUCAACCAGAACAUGCCAGAGUUCUUCGCUCUGUGUCUCACCUGUGACUCGGACACAAAAAUGACUGUAGACGUAAGCGUCCACGUCACAAAGACGGCAGGGUGCCUGCAGCUGUCACUCUUCAGCCCGUAUUGGAUCAUCAACAAAACAUCCCGAGUUCUGCAGUACCGGUCCGAGGACAUCAGCAUGAAACACCCGGCUGAGUACAGGGAUGUCAUCCUCUUCUCCUUCAAAAAGAAGAACCUGUUCAGCAAGAGCAAGCUCCAGCUCAGCAUCUCUACCAGCUCCUGGUCUGAUGGCUUCUCUCUGGACACAGUUGGAAAUUAUGGCUGCGUCCGCUGUCCCGCUAACAGCAUGGACUUCCUGGUGGGCGUCAGUAUUCAGAUGAGCAGCUUCAACCUGACCAGGAUCGUCACCAUGAGUCCUUUUUACACUCUGGUUAACAAGUCAUCUUUUGAGCUGGAAGUGGGAGAAAUCACGACCCAGACCUCCAUUAGGUGGCACUACAUUUCCUCCACUGAGUGCCUCCCGCUCUGGCCCGAGAACAACUCUGGAAAGUUGUGUGUCCGAGUGGUCGGAUCCGAAUCCACCUCCAAGUCCUUCUUUUUCCAUCGUCAAGACAGUGGGACCCUCCUAAGCCUGGACAUGUGUGGUGGGAUCAUUGUGGACGUCAACAUCUCGGAUCACUCCACCAUCAUCAGCUUCAGCGAAUAUUACGAAGGAGCAGCUCCAGCUCUGCUGCUCAACCACACGCCCUGGGUCACCAUCAGCUACCGGCAGAGUGGGUCAGCAGUGGUCCACGAGCUGAAACCUGGCGAGGCUAAACGGUUUGUGUGGGACGACCCAGCAGGACCUCGAAUGCUCAUCUGGAGCUACAUGGAGAAUUCAGGAGAACUGGACCUGCUGAAGGAUGAUGUGGGUCAGUUCUCCUAUGACAAACAAGUCCCUAUGGUCCACUGGGUGUCCUUCCUGGAUGGGCGGCAGCGAGUGUUGCUCUUUACCGAGGACACUGGAGUGGUGACAAAGGCUCGUCAGGCCGAGGAACUCGGAGCAGUUCAACAAGAAGUGAAGCUGUCACUACAAAACCUCGGACUGUCGCUCGUCAACAACAGUAGCCGGCAGGAGGUUGCUUACAUUGGCAUCACCAGCUCAGGUGUGGUCUGGGAAAUGAAGCCAAAGAACCGCUGGAAGCCGUUCAGUCAGAAAAACAUCAACCUGCUGGAGAGCGAUUACCUGAAUUCAGCUGAGUGGGAAAGACAGAAGACGGCUUGGAUCAACCUGGACAGCAACCUGGAGGUGAACCUCAACACAACCAUUAUGAUGAUGCGUCCAGCCUGUUUCCUGCCAGUGAGAAGGGAACUUCCUGUCUGGAUCCAGGUGGAGUUUAAGCAGUCGAAGCACCAGCGUAGCCUGAGAGCCCAGCUUUACUGGCUGCAGAUUGACAACCAGCUGCCCGGUGCCAUUUUUCCCAUCGUUUUUCAUCCAGUGCCUCCUCCGAAGUCCAUCGCUCUGGAUUCAGAGCCAAAGCCCUUCAUUGACAUGUCAGUCAUUACCAGGUUCAAUGAACACAGCAAUGUCUUGCAGUUCAAAUAUUUCAUGGCUCUGGUUCAGGAGAUGGCGGUGAAGAUUGAUCAGAGUUUCCUUGGUGCCAUCUUGGCUCUGUUUACAACAUCUGCUGACUUUCCGGCUGACGGACAGAAGUCUGGGUUGAUAGAUGGAGAUCUACAGCUGCUGCAGGCCGAGUUGAUGGAGGCAUCAUCUGACACAUCAGGACUCAGUUUCUUUGAACAUUUCCACAUUUCACCCAUCAAGCUCCACCUCAGUCUGUCUCUGGGCUCCAGCGACGAUGAAUCUGCUCAAGAGACUGCUGCUGUUCAGUCUAUUAACCUUCUGCUGAAAAGUAUCGGAGCCACGCUGACUGAUGUUGACGAUGUUGUCUUCAAACUGGCCUUCUUUGAGGUUAAGUACCAGUUUUACCGCAGAGAGAAGCUGAUGUGGGCUGUGGUUCGACACUACACAGAACAGUUUCUCAAGCAGAUGUAUGUUGUGGUUCUGGGUCUGGAUGUCCUUGGAAAUCCAUUCGGACUGAUCCGAGGUUUGUCUGAGGGAGUGGAGGCAUUCUUCUAUGAGCCAUUCCAGGGAGCUGUUCAGGGUCCAGAAGAGUUUGCUGAAGGUUUCGUGAUUGGUGUCCGCAGCUUGUUGGGCCACACUGUUGGUGGGGCUGCAGGAAUGGUGUCCAAAAUCACAGGUUCAGUGGGUAAAGGCCUGGCAGCUAUCACUAUGGAUAAAGAGUACCAGCAGAAAAGACGAGAGGAGAUGAAUCGAGCGCCGAAAGACUUUGGAGAGAGUCUGGCCAAAGGAGGAAAAGGACUGCUGAAGGGCGUCGUUGGCGGGGUUACCGGCAUCGUCACCAAACCUGUGGAAGGCGCAAAGAAAGAGGGGGCAGCAGGUUUCUUUAAGGGGAUUGGAAAGGGUCUGGUGGGUGUGGUUGCCCGGCCGACAGGCGGCAUCGUGGACAUGGCCAGCAGCACCUUCCAGGGCAUCCAGAGAGUGGCAGAAUCGACAGAGGAAGUGACCAAACUCCGCCCAGUGCGUCUGAUCCAGGAGGAUGGGAUCAUCCGCCCGUAUAACCUGAUGGAAUCUCAGGGUUUCAACCUUUUCCAGUCCUCAGGGAUCAAACAGCUGGAAGGUGAAGUGUUCAGAGAUCACCUUCAGUAUCCCGGUCACAGAAAGACCAACAUCAUCGUCACCAACAGGCGGGUCAUGUGUGUGAAGGAGAUCGACUUUGUGGGUCAUUUCAACAAAGAGUGGGAAUGUUUGUUUGAGAACUUCUGCCGUCCUCCAGCAGUGACCGGAUCAGAGCUGAAGAUUUAUUGCAAGGACCAUCAGAAGUUAAAACUUCCAAAUAAAGACAGUCAGGAGUCUGUGAGGACGCUCCAACUCAGAGACACAAAUGUUGCCCAGAAACUUCAUGCAGCCAUUUAUGAUGCCCAGGUGGCACAGCGGCAGCACCAUAUGGUUCGACAGAAGUCACAGCGUUUUCUGCAAACCAACAAGAAACUCUGAGGUCACUUCCUGUUUCAGCUGUUCCUGGAUCUGAAGUAUCAACACCUGCCCAGCUGGAUCCGUCCAAUCAGACUCAGGGAUGUUUAACAUAGUAUCACCACCCCUGACAGGGUUAGCAUGUUAACACUGCUAGCACACUAUGACCGUGUUGUUUGUUGUAAGGUUAAGGUUUAUUUUCAGUUGUUUCUUUCAGACAAAACAAAAA